Molecule: messenger RNA, 5285 nt
Organism: Choloepus didactylus (southern two-toed sloth)
Lineage: Eukaryota; Metazoa; Chordata; Mammalia; Pilosa; Megalonychidae
Gene: ABCC9
Product: ATP binding cassette subfamily C member 9
Exons: 42
Coding region: 445-5091 (1548 amino acids)
Biological process (GO): transmembrane transport; potassium ion transport
Cellular component (GO): membrane
Molecular function (GO): ABC-type transporter activity; ATP hydrolysis activity; sulfonylurea receptor activity
Source: RefSeq, a predicted model, not a curated record
GUGCAAUUUAGAAACUCGAUAGGAGGCAGCAGCUGAUCUCCCACCACCCUAAAAAUAAUCCACCCCGGCGCACGGCGUGUUUCGGCUAGGGAAGGAAACUCUGCCUUCGGAGAGUCCUGCGUCCGGGUUUGAAAUUUACAUCUUAAGACAGUCUAGGAAGCCGGUGUUUUGAAAGUAGCACAAAUGCACGCGUAGGGUUUUGAAGCAGCAUCGAGCGAUUGCCCGAGUAUAAGACUACAGGCACUCUUUCUGACUUGUCACCAUUGGAUUCCCAGUGCCUAGCACGUGGUCAGCAUCCAGAAAAAUAUUGUUCAUGACUAUUGCUAAACUCUUACUGGAAUUUCACAGUAGUAUUUUGAUGGAGCAGAUUCUUGUUCCUCUACCAUCUGUUUCAGCACAUCAAUGAGAGGGAUCCAUUUAAAAUAGUAAAUCAUAUGAGAAGAAAUGAGCCUUUCAUUUUGUGGCAACAACAUUUCUUCAUAUAAGAUCGAUGAAGGUGUAUUACAAAAUUCUUGCUUUGUGGAUGCCCUCAACCUGGUCCCUCAUGUUUUCCUGUUGUUUAUCACUUUUCCAAUAUUGUUUAUUGGGUGGGGGAGCCAAAGCUCAAAAGUACAAAUUCAUCACAAUACCUGGCUCCAUUUUCCUGGACAUAACUUGAGAUGGAUUCUCACCUUUGCUCUCCUGUUUGUGCAUGUUUGUGAAAUAGCUGAAGGCAUUGUUUCAGAUUCACGGCGGGCGUCACGGCAUCUCCACCUGUUCAUGCCAGCAGUGAUGGGGUUUGUUGCCACUACGACAUCCAUAGUAUAUUAUCAUAAUAUCGAAACUUCAAAUUUUCCCAAAUUACUUUUAGCUCUGUUUCUGUAUUGGGUAAUGGCCUUUAUUACAAAGACCAUAAAAUUGGUCAAGUACUGGCAGUUUGGCUUGGGGGUGUCCAACCUGCGUUUCUGCAUCACAGGCAUAAUGGUCAUCUUGAAUGGACUCCUCAUGGCUGUGGAGAUCAAUGUCAUUCGGGUCCGAAGAUACGUAUUCUUCAUGAAUCCUCAGAAAGUAAAGCCUCCUGAAGACCUUCAGGAUCUUGGUGUGAGAUUUCUUCAACCAUUUGUGAAUUUACUGUCGAAAGCAACAUACUGGUGGAUGAACACACUUAUCAUAUCAGCUCAUAAAAAGCCUAUUGAUCUGAAGGCAAUUGGAAAAUUACCAAUAGCAAUGAGGGCAGUAACGAAUUAUGUUUGCCUGAAAGAUGCAUAUGAAGAACAAAAGAAAAAAGUAGCAGAUCAUCCCAACCGGACUCCAUCUAUCUGGCUAGCAAUGUACAGUGCUUUUGGGCGACCAAUUCUACUUAGUAGCACGUUCCGUUAUCUGGCUGACUUGCUGGGUUUUGCGGGACCUCUCUGUAUUUCUGGAAUAGUUCAGCGUGUGAAUGAAACUCAGAAUUGGACAAAUAAUGCAAAAGAAACUUCAGAAACCCUUUCAUCAAAGGAAUUUCUUGAAAAUGCUUAUGUCCUAGCAGUUCUUCUCUUCUUGGCCCUUAUUCUGCAAAGGACAUUUUUGCAGGCUUCAUACUAUGUAACCACAGAAACUGGCAUUAACCUCCGAGGAGCCUUGCUGGCCAUGAUAUACAAUAAAAUCCUUAGACUCUCUACAUCUAACUUAUCCAUGGGUGAGAUGACCCUGGGACAGAUCAAUAACUUGGUUGCCAUUGAAACCAAUCAACUCAUGUGGUUCUUGUUCCUGUGUCCCAAUCUAUGGGCUAUGCCUGUUCAGAUCAUAAUGGGAGUGAUCCUGCUCUAUAAUUUGCUUGGAUCAAGUGCAUUGGUUGGUGCGGCUGUCAUUGUCCUCCUUGCGCCAAUUCAGUACUUCAUCGCUACAAAGUUGGCAGAGGCUCAGAAGAGCACUCUUGAUUAUUCCACUGAGAGAUUGAAGAAAACAAAUGAAAUACUGAAAGGCAUCAAACUUCUAAAGUUAUAUGCCUGGGAGCACAUUUUCUGCAAAAGUGUGGAAGAAACAAGAAUGAAAGAACUAUCCAGUCUCAAAACCUUUGCACUUUAUACAUCACUCUCCAUCUUCAUGAAUGCAGCAAUUCCCAUAGCAGCUGUUCUUGCUACGUUUGUGACCCAUGCAUAUGCCAGUGGGAACAAUCUAAAACCUGCAGAGGCCUUUGCUUCACUGUCCCUCUUUCAUAUCCUGGUCACGCCGCUGUUCCUGCUCUCUACAGUGGUCAGAUUUGCAGUCAAAGCCAUCAUAAGUGUUCAAAAGCUGAAUGAGUUUCUCUUGAGUGAUGAGAUUGGUGAUGACAGCUGGCGAACUGGGGAAGGUUCUCUUCCUUUUGAAUCCUGUAAAAAACACACAGGAGUUUCAAAAACUAUAAACAGGAAGCAGCCUGGAAGAUAUCACCUGGACAGCUAUGAGCAAUCAACACGACGUCUACGUCCUGUGGAGACAGAGGAUAUUGCAAUAAAGGUCACAAAUGGAUACUUUUCAUGGGGCAGUGGUUUAGCAACAUUGUCCAAUAUAGAUAUCCGAAUUCCAACAGGUCAGUUAACCAUGAUUGUGGGCCAAGUGGGAUGUGGGAAGUCUUCUCUUCUCCUUGCCAUCCUUGGUGAGAUGCAGACACUGGAAGGAAAAGUUUACUGGACCAAUGUAAAUGAAUCUGAACCUUCUUUUGAAGCAACCAGAAGUAGGAGCAGAUAUUCUGUGGCUUAUGCAGCUCAGAAGCCUUGGCUAUUAAAUGCUACAGUAGAAGAAAAUAUUACCUUUGGGAGUCCUUUCAACAAACAGAGGUAUAAAGCAGUCACAGAUGCCUGUUCUCUUCAGCCAGAUAUUGACUUACUACCUUUUGGAGACCAAACUGAAAUUGGAGAAAGGGGCAUCAACCUGAGUGGGGGGCAGAGGCAGAGAAUCUGUGUGGCGCGAGCUCUCUAUCAAAACACCAACAUAGUCUUCUUGGAUGACCCCUUCUCUGCCCUGGACAUCCACUUGAGUGAUCACUUAAUGCAGGAAGGGAUUUUGAAAUUUCUCCAAGAUGACAAAAGGACACUUGUUCUUGUGACUCACAAAUUACAGUAUCUUACACAUGCUGACUGGAUCAUAGCCAUGAAGGAUGGAAGUGUGCUAAGAGAAGGGACAUUGAAGGACAUUCAAACCAAAGAUGUUGAACUUUAUGAACACUGGAAGACACUUAUGAAUCGGCAAGAUCAAGAAUUAGAAAAGGAUAUGGAAGCUGACCAGACAACUUUAGAGAGGAAAACUCUCCGAAGAGCUAUGUAUUCAAGAGAGGCCAAAGCCCAAAUGGAGGAUGAAGAUGAAGAGGAAGAAGAAGAGGAAGAGGAGGAUGACAACAUGUCUACCGUAAUGAGGCUCAGGACUAAAAUGCCAUGGAAGACCUGUUGGCGGUACCUCACUUCUGGAGGAUUCAUUUUGCUCUUCCUGAUGAUUUUUUCUAAGCUUCUGAAGCAUUCAGUCAUUGUAGCUAUAGACUACUGGUUGGCCACAUGGACAUCAGAAGACAAUAUAAACAACACUGGAAAAGCUGAUGAGACCUACUACGUGGCUGGAUUCAGCAUACUUUGCGGAGCAGGUAUUUUCCUUUGCCUUGUGACAUCUCUAACUGUGGAAUGGAUGGGUCUCACAGCUGCCAAAAAUCUUCACCACAAUCUCCUUAAUAAGAUAAUUCUUGGACCAAUAAGAUUCUUUGAUACAACACCCUUGGGACUGAUUCUCAAUCGCUUUUCAGCUGAUACAAAUAUUAUUGAUCAGCAUAUCCCUCCCACUUUGGAAUCUCUAACUCGCUCAACACUGCUCUGCCUGUCUGCCAUUGGGAUGAUUUCUUAUGCUACCCCUGUGUUCCUGAUCGCCCUUGUGCCCCUUGGGGUCGCCUUUUAUUUUAUCCAGAAGUACUUCCGAGUGGCCUCUAAGGAUCUCCAGGAACUUGAUGACAGUACUCAGCUCCCUCUGCUUUGCCACUUCUCAGAAACAGCUGAAGGACUCACCACCAUUCGGGCAUUUAGGCAUGAAUCCAGAUUUAAGCAACGUAUGCUGGAACUGACGGACACAAACAACAUUGCCUACUUAUUUCUCUCAGCUGCCAACAGAUGGCUGGAGGUCAGGACGGAUUAUCUGGGAGCUUGCAUUGUCCUCACUGCAUCUAUUGCAUCCAUUAGUGGGUCUUCCAAUUCAGGAUUGGUGGGCUUAGGUCUUCUGUAUGCACUUACAAUAACCAAUUAUUUGAAUUGGGUUGUGAGGAAUUUGGCAGACUUGGAGGUCCAGAUGGGUGCAGUGAAGAAAGUGAACAGUUUCUUGACAAUGGAGUCUGAGAACUAUGAAGGCACCAUGGAUCCUUCUCAAGUUCCAGAACAUUGGCCACAGGAAGGGGAGAUCAAGAUUCAUGAUCUGUGUGUUAGAUAUGAAAAUAAUUUGAAACCCGUUCUUAAACAUGUCAAGGCCUACAUCAAACCAGGACAAAAGGUGGGCAUAUGUGGUCGCACAGGCAGUGGGAAAUCAUCUUUAUCUCUGGCUUUCUUCAGGAUGGUUGAUAUAUUUGAUGGAAAGAUUGUCAUUGAUGGGAUAGACAUUUCUAAACUACCACUGCACACGCUACGUUCUAGACUUUCAAUCAUUCUGCAAGACCCAAUACUAUUCAGUGGUUCUAUUAGAUUUAAUUUAGAUCCGGAGUGUAAAUGCACAGAUGACAGACUCUGGGAAGCUCUAGAAAUUGCUCAGCUGAAGAACAUGGUCAAAUCCCUACCAGGAGGUCUAGAUGCGGUUGUCACCGAAGGUGGGGAGAAUUUUAGCGUUGGACAGAGACAGCUGUUCUGCCUCGCUCGGGCUUUUGUUCGCAAGAGCAGCAUUCUCAUCAUGGAUGAAGCUACAGCUUCCAUUGACAUGGCCACGGAAAACAUUUUGCAGAAAGUGGUUAUGACGGCCUUCGCAGACCGCACUGUUGUUACAAUAGCUCAUCGGGUUCACACUAUUCUGACAGCAGACCUGGUUAUUGUGAUGAAGCGAGGAAACAUUUUAGAGUACGACACUCCAGAAAGCCUCUUGGCUCAGGAAGAUGGAAUAUUUGCUUCUUUUGUUCGUGCAGACAUGUGAAGGGUUAUCUUAAUAGAAUAUGUGUAUUUAAAAGUCAUAACCUACUCAAUGGAACAACUUUGGUUUUGCCUUUGAAAGUGGCAUCUUAAGCUUUUAUACAUUUUUGUAAUGUUUAUUCAUUAUGUUGUGGAACUUUGUAAUUAAUAACAAUUUCAGUUUACCAAUGAAUAAUAUAUUUCCUAUGCACAUUUUGA